Messenger RNA from Phymastichus coffea, 3767 nucleotides. Its product is annotated as ankyrin-2-like. NCBI's taxonomy places the organism in Eukaryota, Metazoa, Arthropoda, Insecta, Hymenoptera, Eulophidae. The transcript is spliced from 3 exons. Bases 130 to 1491 code for a protein of 453 amino acids. Gene Ontology annotation, molecular function: protein binding. The record is from RefSeq and is a predicted model, not a curated record.
AAUAGCCUGCCCCCGCAGAAGCAAGCCACGCGAGAACAAGUCGUCAAGACUCGUUAGUCAAUUGCCAUCUGGACCCAAACGCAAUUAAUAAGGCGCGAACGACUUGACGGAAGCUCAUGUGUAUUUCUCAUGGAAAUGGCUGAAAAACGCGAAUCACACUUCGACAGCCGACUAAUGCAACACAUCCAGUUUGGUCGAGCGAACGAAGCGAACUCGAUGCUGAACGAAGAGUUGGCCAGAGCAUCGGACGAACAGACGAACACACUGCUGCAUUACGCGGUUUUGGGGCAGAGUCCAGAUAUCGUGCAGCACCUGGUGGAGCUCGGCGCCGAGAUCGACUUGCCGGGGAAAGGCGGCAACAGCCCCUUGGAGCUGGCUAUAGAGCGCGUCGACGCAGCAGCUUUCAAUGCCCCGGAAGAGCGAGGCGAAGAUCGCGCUGCAGCUGAUGGUUUUCGGGCGGCGCCGGCGCCGAAGAAGCUGCGCGUCAAGAUUCUCGAGCUGCUCGUCGGCGAGCUACGCAGCCGGACGCUCGACACCGAGCAGCUAGCCGACAAGCUGCUGUCGGCCGGCUUCAAUCUGCUGCACUGCGUCGCUCACUCGGGGGACGAGCAGUUGCUGCGUUGCAUGCUGCAGCGCGGACUGGACGCGAACUCGAGGGACCACUGCGGCAGGACGGCACUGCACCUGGCCGUCAUGCGCAAUCAGCCGCGGUUGGCGAGGCUGUUGCUGGAGCACGGCGCCGACGUGGACAGGGCGUCGCGCGUAGUCGCGGGCAGACCGAUACUGAUUGCCGCGAGCAACGGGUACAGAGACACGAUGAAAGUUUUGCUGGAGGCAGGCGCCGACCCCAACGCCACGUUCGCUCGCAUCGACAUCACGGCGUUGCGCCUGGUCUUCAAGAAUUUCGGCAACGUGCCCGUCGACGAGUCGGACGAAUGCCUGCAGCUGCUACUCGAGCACGGCGCCAUUCCCCGAAAUUUCAGCAGACUGCUCGACAUCGCCCUCGACAAGAACGAGCCCAAGAAGAUCAACAUGCUAAUCAAUCACUUGGCAAUGCUCGGCCUGCUUGGCAGGCCGAUUACCAAGUCGGACGUCCACUGCAAACAAGACCGACUGCGCUCGACCAUUCCGGCGAUGCUCGACUCCUGCCGUGAAUUUCUCAAGCGCGAGCUUCGCGCGAACUUGACUGUGCUCGAGUUGCUGACAAACAGCAAAGUCAGAAUGAAGAUUCUCGUGCGCAACGACGAUUUGAUGGGGACGCUGGAGAUAUUACUCUCGGAGGACCAAAAUAACGAGCUCUUUCCCUAUUACUGCAGUGCGCUCAAUGAGCGAAUAGCCAAGGCCAGGCGUACGGCCGAACUGGAGGACGUCGCGGUCGCAGUUCUGCUUCAAAUUAUGCACUGCUAUCGGGGCCAGUGCGAGUUGGCAGCGAGAAUAGUUGUCGACUAUCUAAAUGACGAAGACCUCGAGCAGUUGAGUCUAAUGUUUUGAUUGUACCCUCGAUACCCAGAUCUGGUACUCGUUUAGCGAGAUGUUCGUACGAAUUUUAUAAUCAUUGGACGUUAUACCGAUUCUCAAUCAUGUACACCUCGUUCCAAGUUUGAUUACGAUCGGCUUAAUCUUGUACCUUGCGGUUUCUUCUCGGGAGGAUGUUUUAUAUAGUCAGUACUAGAGAUAUUCCUGAUUAUCGAAAAUGAUUAUAGUUUGAACGUGCCUUUGACAAUUUUUUGUAUUUAGGAAUUGUCAUGUAUUCAAUAAAAUAUUGACACUGUAUGUAAACGAUUGAUUGAAAAUGAUAACAGAGUAUUCUAUAGAGUAUUACUUGAAUGUAUAAGUGACGUUAUUUGCAGUUUUAUUUUUAUAUUUGCAUUGCAAAUACGGUUGCAUCGAAAGCCAAUUUAAUCGUUAUUAACAAUGAAACGACAGUUUGCGAGCAGAUUAAAGACUAUUGUAAUUCCAUCGUAAUCUCUUCACUUCAAUGUAUUAUACAAAAUGUAAGUUGACGGAUGGGAAUUUUAAGUUAUAUCCAAUUAUAUAGAUCAUGUAUCUAUAUAUUAGUCUAAUACGAUUGUGCUGCCAUAAUCUGAGUAAAUUUCAUCCCUGAGCUAAAGUAUUGGCAGUGAGGGAGGAGUCGAUCAGUUUGGCCUCAACACGUAGAUAAAUCAUAAGCUGUUCAGAAGUGUUGCCGCAGCGGUGAACAUCGUUGCCAUCGCUGAUCUGCAUGGCUUUCUAAUGUAAAUUGCUCGGAUUGAUCGUUACUUCGACAUCGUAACUGGCUUGAGUGCUUGAAUCUUGAAAACAUCUGAAAUGUCCGAGUGCUAUCAAUUCCCUCCAGAGGUGAUAAGUGAUCUAAAGAAUCACAAGAACGAUGACCUAAGAGAAGCGUUGAAAAAAGAUAAAAGUCUCUUCACAGCGUGCGACGACUUCGGCACGUUGCUGCAUUAUGCAGCUCUACUCGACAAUGCAGAUAUCAUGCCCGAUUUGGUCGCAGGCGGAUCUGACCCUAAUUCAUUGGAGGGCAAAAGAACUACACCUAUAGUAACAGCUGCGUUAUCUAAUUCUACGGCAGCAUUAGAACAGUUGUUCCGACUGGGAGGCAACUUCGAUAUUAAUUCCCGUGAAGGCCUAUUUGUCGUGUACAAGCUUUUGAGUGAACAACGCACAGAGCCGGAUAUGAUUGCAAUAUUCAUCGACAAGUUCGUGAAACCUAAAACACCUACUCCCCGGGAGAUGGCUGACAUCUUUACACGCUGUGGCUCCUCGCUGUAUCACGUCAGCUGUGCCAGAAAUAUCAGUGUGUUAGAGGAAAUGCUGACUCAUAGAAAGAUGAACAUCAAUUCUAAAGGCGAUUUGCAAAAAACUGCACUGCAUUCAGCUGUAAUGCUGAAAGACCUGAAUCUCGUGAAGUGGCUUCUCCUUAAGGGUAUUGAUAUUAACGCAAUUGAUGUUGCGGGCUUCACGGCGUUAUCUCUCGCCUCGUACUACGGUCAAUUGAAUAUGAUCAAGGUGUUGUUGAGAUACGGCGCAAAUGCUAAUGCCAAGGACACGCAUGUUGGGCUUACACCUGUAUACCUAACUUUUGCGGGUGCCUGCAAAAAUAUUACUACGCAACGAUAUGACGAAUGUGCUGACUACCUACUUCAUAAUGGCGGUGUUCCCUCCAAUCCGAUCAAUAUCCUUUCGCGUAACUCGGAUGGCUGUCAAUUUAAAACUUUGGCCGAUCAUGCAUUUGAUCGAUGCAACUACAAGAGGUUUAGAAGUGUCGUUUGUCAUCAGGCAAUAUGCCAUAUGGCCGGCAUUCGCUACGAUCCGACUUACCUGUACAGUUUAAAUCCAGAAAAUCAACCGGCUGUGUCCGCUAGUAAAGAGUACUUCCUCCUGUGUCUGAAAUUGCUCGAUCUGCCGGUGUUUAAAAGAGUGACGAUAUUUGAGUUAUUGACCUGGUGUGACUACAGGUUGAAAGAUUAUGUACGCGACAGAAACUUUAAACGUGUAUUUACGGAAGCUUCCGUCAAAUACUGUCUGAGCCUUUCGUAUCCCUACUACUAUGACGCUCUCAUGGAACGUAUUUCAAGACUCCAAAGAAUUAUUUUUUUGGAAGACGCUUUGCAACGUUAAUAGUUAGUUGCUUUAAGCAUCGCUGUACUCGAAAAUUAACACCGAGUAUGCGAAUUAACCAAACAUUGUCAUUGUUUGAUCUUAAACUACAAUUAUCGUAUGUAUUAUAAACAUUUUACAUGAUUACAUAUGAAAAUAAUUAUUAGUUA